This is a messenger RNA of Spinacia oleracea (spinach), 1387 nucleotides long. Its product is annotated as 10 kDa chaperonin, mitochondrial. The record is from RefSeq and is a predicted model, not a curated record. NCBI's taxonomy places the organism in Eukaryota, Viridiplantae, Streptophyta, Magnoliopsida, Caryophyllales, Amaranthaceae. Gene Ontology annotation, cellular component: mitochondrion. Gene Ontology annotation, molecular function: protein-folding chaperone binding; protein folding chaperone; metal ion binding. Bases 862 to 1218 code for a protein of 118 amino acids. The transcript is spliced from 3 exons.
UCUUUUUAUUAGGAGCUAAUUAUGGAGUUCGAUUUGGGUGUAAUUUGAAUUAGAAUUUCAAAUUAGGUUUAUUUUUCUCUAAUUUUUUUUCUCUUUGGUUAGAUUAGGAUGUUUAUUUUCCAGCGUGAUGUUCAUUACUCAUUAGAAUUCUGGUCUUGAUUUUGUUGCUUCUAUCUUGAACUCAUGUUAAUAUUAAUGUUAUUUUGUUGGGUUUAGAGGGUAUGAUUUAGUAGAGGAGAUUGUUAAUAAAAUUUUAUAACUUUGUUGCUAUUUAUAGCUGAAUAAGUAUGGAGUUGUUUCUGUUUUGUCUGCGCUACCUGGUGCAACUUUUUUUGUAGGCUGUUGGGUAGUUUUUGCUUCUAGUUCCAGCCUUUUGGAAACAGGUUUGAGUUAGUUUGGUUUUGAUUGUAGUUCUGGUUUGUAGGAGCUUGAAGGGUAGUAAUCGACACUCAUAUGAUUAGCUCUGUUUUGUUGUUUCUGUUUCAAGUUUCCAAUAGAUUAGAGCCUUUUUCUGUGGCUUGUUUAUCUAUUUUGUUUGUGCAGCUUGUUCCUGCUUUUUCAGUGGCCUGUUAGCUAGUUAUUGGUUCUGGUUUCAGGCUUUUGGAAGUUGUUUUUGGUUCUGGUUUUAGGCUUUUGGUUGUGCAGCUUGUUACUGCUUUUUCCUGCACGCUUCUGCUUCUGCUUACCCCACCCCAGAAUGCAGAGAGUCCAGAUUAUGGAAUUUCUGCAAUUUCAGUCAGAUUUCCCGUAAACCCUCCCUUUUUCUCUCUCUCAUAAACCCUAAUCACCUGAUCUAGGGUUUUAUUUCCGUUCUCCUUCACCCUCCUUUGUUUAUCGCAAAUUUUAAUUUUUAACUGAAAAAUGGCUAAGCGUUUGACGCCAUUGUUGAACAGAGUUUUGGUGGAGAAGAUUGUUCCUCCUGCAAAGACUCACGCCGGCAUUUUACUCCCCGAGACCAGCAACAAGCUUAAUUCUGGAAAAGUUCUUGCUGUUGGACCUGGCCUUCGCGACAAGUCUGUGAAUCAUGUUCCUGUUGCUGUCAAAGAAGGGGAUAAUGUACUCCUGCCUGAAUAUGAAGGAACUACAGUGAAGCAUGGUGAAAAAGAGUUUUCACAACUCCAAGGGAGGGGCCCUUCACCAAAGAGGAGUUGGAUGAAGUUCGAGACAAGUGAGCUACUUACUUCAACGAUUGUGAAUUACCCUCAGUGUAAUAAUUAGAGCAGGCUUGUAGUUAUUCGUGACUCUUACAUUAUUUUGUUAUUUAUCGAUUUAAUUAAUUACAUUUGAAUUAAUUCGGAAAUAUUAUUGGAAAUUUGAAAUUUAUCAUUUUUGAGGUGAAACAGUAUUCUAUAAAUUAUAAUGCAGAAUUUUAUAUUGCGAAAUAUCA